Messenger RNA from Homarus americanus (American lobster), 1029 nucleotides. Its product is annotated as protein P54-like. NCBI's taxonomy places the organism in Eukaryota, Metazoa, Arthropoda, Malacostraca, Decapoda, Nephropidae. Bases 1 to 1029 code for a protein of 342 amino acids. The transcript is spliced from 4 exons. The record is from RefSeq and is a predicted model, not a curated record.
AUGUUGAAGAAGUAUGUCAGACGGGUGGAGGAUGAUCACCCUACAACGGAAAAGUGUUAUCUGUGUAUUGUAGAUGAUGUAGGGACCAAGCUGAGAUCUGUUUGUGACAUUGAGCUCAUUGGUGAAUCUUUUGACUUUUAUUUGAAUGUAAAUCCGGAGUUAAGUGAGGAAAAGGUAGUUGAGUUAACUAAACUAAUGACUGAAUUUACUGAUGUUUUCUCAGAUGUUCCAGGCAAAACACAAACUGUCAUUCAUGAUAUUAAGUUAACUACUGACAUGCCUAUACACAAGAAGCCAUAUCAUAUCCUUCAUAAUUUUUUUAAAGCUUUUGAUGAAGAAGUAGACAGAAUAACAGCUGCCUCAGAUAUAGGUUUAGGUGCUGUAUUACUACAGAUGAUUGAAGGAAUUCUUAUGCCAGUGUCAUACGGCAGCAAGUCUCCUCUGGACCGGGAAAAGAGCAGCAACACCAUGACAAUCACAUCAGCAUCAGCACCACGACAAUCACACCAGCAACAGGACAACGACAAUCACACCAGCAGCAGCACCACAACAAUCACACAGGAAGCAGCACUACGACAAUCACAGGAACAGCAACACCACGACAAUCACACCAGCAGCAAUAGCACCACGACACUCACACUAGCAGCAUCAGCAGCAGAACCACGACACUCACACUACAGCACCACGACAAUCACAGCAGCACCGAUAAUCAUUGAAGCAGCAGCACCACGACAAUCACACCGGCAGCAGCACCACGACAAUCACACCAGCAGCAGCACCAAGACAAUCACACCAGCAGCAGUCACACCAGCAGAUGCGACAAUCACACCAGGCAACCACACCAGACAAUCACACCAGCAGCAGUCACCACGACAAUCACACCAGCAGCAGCACCACGACAAUCACACCGGCAGCAGCACCGAUAAUCACCAGCCAGCAAUCACGCACAACACAAUCACACCAGCAGCAGCACCGACAAUCACACCAGCAGCAACCACGACAAUCACACCAGCAGCAGAACCACGAUAA